Tarenaya hassleriana is the source of this 1693-nucleotide messenger RNA. RefSeq lists its product as uncharacterized. The transcript is spliced from 4 exons. Lineage: Eukaryota; Viridiplantae; Streptophyta; Magnoliopsida; Brassicales; Cleomaceae. The record is from RefSeq and is a predicted model, not a curated record. Bases 98 to 1291 code for a protein of 397 amino acids.
UCUGUCGGCGUUACGUUAUUUACUUUCCUCAAUCAAUUUUCGCAACCGCUUCUCCUGAAUAAACAAAUUAAAGAAAUGUUGGGAAUGGUCGGGGUGGAUGAAUCUGUCGCACCGAAUCGGUUCGAGGUUUCAGACUUCGAAGUCCGACGCUCCGUCCUCCUCCUCCGGUAGCUCCGCUGCCGCUGUUUCUCCCGUGAUGUCGUCGGGUUCCGGCCCGAUCCGCCGAGUCGCUCUCUUCAUUGCCGCCAUCUCCAUCUCGUGCUUCGUUCUCUACAGAGCAGUUGAUUCCCUCCAGAUCGUCCGUGGCUCGUCGCCACCUUCGUUGUCGUUCUUCCCUCGGAUUUUCCCGUCUUUCGAUUUUUCUUCGCCUCUGGAUGAGGAACCUAAACUUGAAGAUGUUCUGCAUAAUGCUGCCAUGGAAGACAGAACAGUCAUUUUGACGACUUUGAAUGAAGCAUGGGCGGCUCCAGGAUCUGUUAUCGACCUUUUCUUGGAGAGUUUUAGAAUGGGGGAAGGAACACGCAAACUUUUGGACCAUUUGGUGAUUGUUGCUUUGGAUAAGAAGGCAUUUUCUCGUUGUCGGGCCUUACAUAGGCACUGCUUCUCUCUAGUCACUGAGGGAGUUGAUUUUUCCCAAGAGGCCUAUUUCAUGACCCGGUCGUACUUGAAGAUGAUGUGGAGAAGGAUCGACUUCCUGCGGUCUGUUCUUGAGAUGGGAUAUAAUUUCGUUUUCACGGAUGCUGAUGUGAUGUGGUUCAGAAACCCGUUUCCACGGUUUUUCAGAUAUGCGGAUUUCCAGAUUGCAUGUGAUCAUUUCCUUGGAAGAUCAAAUGAUAUACAGAACAGACCAAAUGGAGGGUUUAACUUCGUUAGGUCCAACAACCGGACUAUAUUGUUCUACAAAUACUGGUAUGCUUCACGACUAAGGUAUCCUGGGUAUCACGACCAGGAUGUCCUUAACUUUCUCAAGACCGAACCCUUCAUUUUCCGCAUUGGGCUGAGGAUGAGGUUCUUGAAUACCGUCUAUUUCGGUGGUCUGUGUGAACCCAGCAGAGAUAUGAAUCUAGUUUGCACAAUGCAUGCGAAUUGCUGCUAUGGUAUGGACAGUAAGCUUCAUGAUCUAAGAAUCAUGCUUCAAGACUGGAGGGAUUUCAUGUCUCUGCCGCUACAUCUGAAACGAUCCUCGGGUUUUACAUGGACGGUCCCUCAGAACUGCAGUCUCGAUUCUCUCCGGCAUUAUGACACCGAGGAUGAAGAAAGUGACCCACCAGAAGCAUCACAAGAAGACUGAAGUUAUAUUACUGUUCACAGUCCUGAAAAAAUUCCCACAGAGAGAAGGAAUCGGAAGGUAAGCUGUAUUCGGUCGGUCGUUUUCUCUAAAACAAAUGGUGGGAAAUGACAUGUUUCCUGUCCUAACAGGCAGGCUUCUCGGAUUUGACGUCUUGAGAACCGCAAAAAUUCCGACAGCUGUGUGCGGUUUUGGGACAUGUGGAUAUAAGUCCUCAUGUAAUGUAAGUAGCUGGAGAGGGUGUUAUUAUGUGGUUUUCGUUGCCAUCUCCGGUGGUAGAAUAGUUAUUCAAAAACUGGGUUUAGCAUAAAUUUGUCUAAUUGUACUUUAUCUUAUACUUUGUAUGUUGAAAUCAUUUAAUUCUAUACAAGACAUUAAGAAGAGGGCCACCAAGAGCUUUUGAUA